Beauveria bassiana ARSEF 2860 is the source of this 396-nucleotide messenger RNA. RefSeq lists its product as uncharacterized. NCBI's taxonomy places the organism in Eukaryota, Fungi, Ascomycota, Sordariomycetes, Hypocreales, Cordycipitaceae. The record is from RefSeq and is a predicted model, not a curated record. The coding region runs from base 1 to 396 and encodes 131 amino acids. The transcript is spliced from 3 exons.
AUGGGUGAAUCACGGACGCGGCCCGGGAUCUCCGUACUGGUUGCCGGACAGCGUCGUCGUAAGAGCAAAGCUCUGGACACUUUCGUGCUACUGCCAAAAUUUGCUUUUAGCAGCAAAAGCGUCAAUGACAUGGCAUCCUGUCAGUCCCCGUCGAGUAUUCCCCACGUGGCGCCAUGGCCUGACAAUAAUGACAAGAAAAAGCGCGCCCUUCGCAACGCCGUCGUUCAAGACGCGUACCCUGUAGUCGAUUACCCGCCAAAACGCACCACUCAAUCGCCAGCCAGGCUCCCCGCCAAGGGUUUGGAAUCAUCACAGAUGACAUGUACAGAUGACAUGUACAGAGGGAAUACAGAUCACAACAUCGCCAAGCCAAAUGUCGACAUGAUGAUUAAGUAA